This is a messenger RNA of Bactrocera tryoni, 838 nucleotides long. RefSeq lists its product as uncharacterized. The coding region runs from base 267 to 797 and encodes 176 amino acids. Lineage: Eukaryota; Metazoa; Arthropoda; Insecta; Diptera; Tephritidae. The transcript is spliced from 2 exons. The record is from RefSeq and is a predicted model, not a curated record.
UUCUAUACAUUUCCAUCGUUUAAUUUAUAAAACAGAUCUUAUUCCAGACUUAGAUCAACCGUCUACCGGUCAUGCGAUUGUUCCAAAUGAAAAAUCAGAGUCGUUCUCUACAUAUACUAUACAUUAAGUGGAGUUACAAAGUUUGAAAGAUUGGAUCUGACUCAGAAUAUGAACCUCCAUUUCCGACAAAACGAGCAAAACUUGAUGUCUUUACUCCUGAAGUCAUUUUUGGAUUCGGCCGAGUUAAUUUUAGCAGUAGAAAUGAGAUGUUUAUUAUUGCCCCGGUUUUAUUAGCGGUAGGUAUUCAAAUUGAAGAUACAACGCUCAGUUGUAGUUCAAUUCAACGAGCUCAUAUGCUUCAAAGAAAAAACAUUGCUAAAGGGCUUAAAGACAACUUUAAAACACACGAUAAAUACGUUGUGCAUUGGGACGGAAAAAUGCUGAAUGACCUUGUUGGAUCAAAAUCUGUGGAACAGCUACCAGUUAUUUUAACUGAAUUUGGUACCGAACAAUUACAUGGGGUUGCAAAAAAUAAUUCUGUGACGGCAGACAGUCAAACAUCAGCCAUUUUAUCGACAAUGAGUGAAUGGGGUAUUAUUAAUUAUGUUAAGGCGAUGUGUUUUGACACGACGGCAGUUAAUACAGGAAUUCAUAACGGUACAUGUAAGGCGAUUGAAAAGACUUUGGAAAGAGAGUUAAUCUGUCGUCACCACAUUUUUGAGAUCAUAUUGAGAAGUGCAAUUGAAUAUACCUCCUGUGUCAUCUGGGCCAAACGUACCAAUGUUCAGAAGGUUUAAAAAAUCAUGGGAUGUAAUAAAUAAAACUAAUUAAAAACCUA